GAUCAAGAAAAUACUUAAAAAUAAUCCCGACAGAGAGAGAGAGAGAGAACAAAAGAAAAAAAAACACAGAAAACUCCAGCUUUCUUUGGUUAAUACCCAUUAAAAAAGCUCCAAUUUUUGGAUUGCCCAGAAGGCCAAAUUGGUUAAAUUUCAUUUAUUGCUUCAGCUCCAAGUACUUGGUGCUCAUUAUCGUGUAUGUAUUUGCUGUUUGCGGAGUUUAAUAAUGUGUGCGUUCGUUGGGAUUGAUAUGCUCAUGGGCAGGAGAAGCGGCAGAAGAUCCAAAAAUUAGGUUAAUGUCAUUGCAUCAUCGUGUAACAUGUGUUUGCUUUAUAAGCACAAGUUUGACUUGAGCGACGGAGAUUCCUCUAUGUUUGAGGAUUCGAUGAUUCGGUGAGAUUCGGUAAAUGCGCUUUCUGGGGGCAUCAGUCUAGAAAAUCAGGAAUUUAGAGAGAGAGAGAGAGGUUUUGGGGCUUCGAGAUUGGUGAAGAUGGAAUCAAAAAUGGAUCAGUAUGAGCUCAUGGAGCAGAUUGGCCGCGGAGCUUUUGGUGCUGCCAUUUUAGUCAAUCACAAAUUGGAAAGGAAAAAGUAUGUGCUCAAGAAGAUUCGGUUAGCUCGGCAAACGGAGCGUUGCCGGAGAUCAGCUCAUCAAGAGAUGGCUUUAAUUGCACGGAUACAACAUCCAUACAUUGUUGAGUUCAAGGAAGCUUGGGUAGAGAAGGGUUGUUAUGUCUGCAUUGUUACUGGCUACUGUGAGGGUGGUGACAUGGCUGAGAUGAUGAAAAAAGCUAAUGGCCAGUAUUUCCCGGAGGAGAAACUGUUGAAGUGGUUUGCUCAACUAUUAUUGGCUGUUGAGUAUCUGCACUCCAACUAUGUUCUGCAUCGUGAUCUCAAAUGCUCAAACAUCUUUCUUACCAAAGAUCAAGGUGUUCGUUUAGGUGAUUUUGGGCUUGCUAAAACUUUGAAGGCAGAUGACUUGGCUUCUUCAGUAGUUGGAACUCCCAAUUACAUGUGUCCUGAACUUCUGGCUGACAUUCCGUAUGGAUUUAAGUCUGACAUUUGGUCUCUUGGUUGCUGUAUGUAUGAAAUGGCUGCUCAUCGCCCCGCUUUCAAGGCUUUUGAUAUGGCUGGACUAAUAAGCAAGAUUAAUCGAUCAUCGAUUGGCCCAUUGCCUCCUUGCUACUCCCCAUCCUUGAAAACGCUAAUCAAGAGCAUGCUAAGAAAAAACCCGGAACAUCGGUCAAGUGCAUCAGAACUACUGAGGCACCCAUAUCUGCAGCCUUACGUAGAUCAAUACCGCCCAUCCUAUAAACCGAUUGCUGCCAUUACGCCGGAGAAACCUCCUUCCACUGGUCGUGUAAGUCGAAAGAACAUGGCUGAGAGCCAAAGUAGCAGCAGUUCAUGCAGUGACAGAGACAGCUUAGUCUCAAGCGAGAAGAACAUAGUGAACCGUGGCCAUAAGGCCCCCGAAGUGGAGAUGGCUUCAGUUGAUGAAGACGUUGAUUGCUGUCUGCUUUCGAAGACAGAGGGCCCACAGGUUAUGGACUCGUUGCCCGUAGAUACCAAGGAACAUGAUGUCGGCAAGCCACUGCAUGAGGAACAGAGAAAUAGCAAUGAAAUGAAGCAGCCUAAAACAAUUAAAAAUAUUAUGAUAGCUCUCAAGGAAGGAAAAAACAGAGAAAAUAGUUCUCCACUUAGAAGCCACCAUGCAAAGCCAAGCAGUGCUAGCAACCAGAGAAUGAUUAUCGAAGCAUCACCAAGAAUCGCAAAACAACCAAAUCUUGUUAAUUAUGGCCCUAAGGGUAGUACAGAAACACUGGCAAAGAUGAAUGCUGAUUCCAAUAAACGAGUACAGGGAACACCUUCCUUGAAGCAUCAGUUACCUGUUGCGGAAACCCCUCCGAAGACGAAGGCUAGACAUGAAGGUAUCCCUCCCUCUGGUCUUGUAAAGCCCAUUGCUGAAGAAGGAUUUUCAACGAGGACGAGACAGAAAACACCUCCUACCCUGUCUAGAAGGCCAUCAUUUCCUGUACGCACCCGGCCAGCAGCACGUGACGUUCCCAAUUGCCUAAAUGAUAACACGAAGAGUAGUCCUAAUGAUGUUCAAGAUCCUGAAAUCACAAAAGCAGUUCCUUAUGGCUGCGCUUCACAUAUUUCAAGGGAAAACAUGCAGCACUCGAGAAGAUCUUUAGCUGCAGGUUCUAGGAGAAUGCAAACGGAGAGCAGCAACUCGGCAUCUUCUUCAGUAUCUAUCCAAGGUUUCGAGCUCUCUGAUGAUGCAUCGACUCCGUUUAUUAGCUCACCAGAAGAGUUACUUCACAGCCCUGAGCAAGCUACCGUAUAUGAAAUUAUUGACUCUCAUUUUCCCCCAGAAAGGAUAGGAAAUUGCUUCAGGGAGCAUCAUGAGGCUAACUGCCAAACUAGAAUACAGCAUGCCGUUGAAGUUGAAAUAAACGAGUCCAGACCCAGCUGUUCCACCCGUUCCUCAUCACAAUCUGAAGGAGUAGAAAAUUUAUCGCCUGGAUGUCGUGGGAGUAACUAUGCAUCCACAGUAUGCUCUUCUGGAAAACUACAAGAACGGUCGGAUGAUAAACUUAUGAAUGUCAACAAUGCUAAUUGUGUUGAGAGAAGGAGCUCUACUACCAAUAUGGAGAUCUCGUUUUGCAUCGCUGAAGAUACACCUAUGGGUGGAGAAGAUGCUGCAACCAUCAGCAGGCCUGAUCCUGUGACCAAGUCGGACCUCACCUCACCAUCAAGCGUUGAUGACGAGUUCAUGAUCAAGAAACUCGUUUCUUCUGAGUGCACCUCUUCUGCUGUCCCUUCCAUUUCACCGAACCAGAAGAGUUUGUUGCCAGACACAGGAUUUCUGGAGCAAAAUGCAGCUAAUGAUAUGCCGGUUUUUACCAAUACCCCACCAGCUCCGAAUGAUGUGACACACGUGGUAUUUCACAGCAGCAUCCAAGCUGUGAUUGAGCAUCCUGUGGCACAAAACACGAAGCAAGAUUCGGAUGCUGGAAAAACAAUAGAUGUGGCUGGAGAUGAGGUUGGUUUAAAAGAUCCAGCUUCUUCAUCAGCUCCACAACCAUCCACAGCCUCUGAAACUCCGACUUCGAAAUCUACUUGCUCUCUGAAUGUAACUCCUACUUCAAAUCUCUUUGAAAACCCUGUCACCAAAGAAAUAGAUGUGACAACUACAACUGCUGACCCCGUGGUUGCAAAGUUGGAUCCUUCUGAAUCUGAAUCUGAACCAGCAAAAACGAACCCCCCUUCAGCUCGGGAAGAAGCACCACCGGUGAAGGAAACUUUAGAUGUUAAUUCCUUCAGGCAAAGAGCAGAGGCACUCGAAGGACUGCUAGAACUGUCUGCUGACUUGCUUCAGCAGAACCGGCUAGAAGAACUCACAGUCGUCCUGAAACCUUUCGGAAGGGAGAAGGUUUCUCCGAGGGAUACAGCAAUCUGGCUGGCUAAAAGUCUCAAAGGGAUGAUGCUGGAAGAGGGCGGACGCAAUCUGUAAAUGCCGGUAUAUCUAUUCUUUCUCUUCUUGCUCAUUAGUUGAGGUUUCCGUAUAUAGUUCGGUGCAUUUCUCGUGACAGCCUAAAACCUUUGCCAUUUUACUGUUCUAUUGGUUCUUUGUUUUAUAUUAUUGUCAAUGCAAUGCAAUGCAUAUUGUAUAUAAUGUUGCAACUCAAUAUUUUUUUCAUCUUAUCCUUGCAAAUGCUUUGUAAAAACAGGAAUUGAUCUGUGUGAGAUUCUUGGGAUAUGUUGAGCUCCAAUUUAUAGAA
This is a messenger RNA of Salvia miltiorrhiza (redroot sage), 3779 nucleotides long. Its product is annotated as serine/threonine-protein kinase Nek5-like. Gene Ontology annotation, molecular function: ATP binding; protein kinase activity. The record is from RefSeq and is a predicted model, not a curated record. Gene Ontology annotation, biological process: microtubule-based process; protein phosphorylation. The transcript is spliced from 14 exons. Gene Ontology annotation, cellular component: cortical microtubule. Lineage: Eukaryota; Viridiplantae; Streptophyta; Magnoliopsida; Lamiales; Lamiaceae. The coding region runs from base 488 to 3511 and encodes 1007 amino acids.